GACUGUUUGUCCGUAUGUGUAUUCAUAAACAGGGUGUAUGCACAGCUGUGACUGCAUGAGAGGGGAUCAUAGUCAAAGUGUUGCAGCAGCCUGUAGCAGCUUGUAUUUUCUCAGCAGCACAGAGAUCACAUUGAAUCAUCUGAGGCCUUGACUCAAACUGUCAAACACAGACACUUGUUGUUUUUCCCAUUGGUUCAGCCAGCUGAAGUUUGGAGACUACAUAAGACAGGCCGACUCUACCACUGUACCUUUGUGAAGAUGUGUAAGUGGACAAUGAGGGUUGUUGUUGGUUUGCUGUUGUUGCUGCUGGCUCUGUGUGGGUCAGGGGCUCAGGGGAAGGGUGGAGGCCUCAGACAGGUGGGUGAGAUCGGCCAAUUGGAGACAGCUCCAAGAGAUGCAGCUGAGGAAUCAGCUGAGUCAACCACAGAGCAAACCACCCCUGACAUCUGGGCGGAGGUGAGGGCACUGAGAGACAUGGUGGUGGAGCUCAAGGUGGAGCUGAGGAACAUGGAGGCCAGAGUGAAGGACAGUGAGAGCCAGGUGAAUGACCUGAAAGCUGAGCUGAUGGUCACCAAGGUGCACGUGGAGCUGCUGCAGAGAGAGAACUCUGACUUACAGACCAGACUGAGCAGCAGUGAGAGUGAACUUCUCCUCAGCAAGUGCAGGAUUGACCAGCUGGAGAGAGAAAAUGCAGUCCAAGCCACAGACCUGAUAUCUUUGGAAACUAGACUGACUGCCACCGAGAGCAAAACAAGUGACCUAGAAAAAGAGACUGCAGACUUACAGACCAGACUGAGCAGCAGUGAGAGUGAACUUCUCCUCAGCAAGUCCAGGAUUGACCAGCUGGAGAGAGCAAAUACAGAGAGACCAAAGGUGGCCUUUUACACAGCUCUGACUGAUGCAGGAACUCUUGGACCAUACAACACAGACAUCACACUGAAAUACAGCAAAGUCUUCACCAACAUUGGCAAUGCUUACAAUCCAGCUACAGGUUUCUUCACAGCACCAGUCAAAGGGGUCUACUAUCUCCAGUUCACUGUGUGUGGUAACCUUCAGGGUUAUAUGGGUGUACAAUUGUACAAGAACAACCAGCAAAUUAUGCAUAAUGAAGAGCGGAAGGAAGAAGGAGGUGCUGAGUAUUUGACUAACUCUGUUGUCUUGGAGCUGAAGACAGGAGAUGAAAUUCACCUGGUUCUCCCAUCAGGCCGUUCUGUCGUUGACAGUCCAAAUAACCACAGCACCUUCAGUGGCUCUCUUCUCUUCACACUGUAAAGAUGUUGUUCAGGCUGAUGUGUGAUUGACUUGUCACAAACUCUGUUGUUAUUGAAUACACUGUGAUUCUUUAGAAGACGCUGAUAUAUCUCUGCACUGCUGCCUCCAAAACAAAUGUCUGUACAUUUACUUCAUAUAUCAUAUCUGAAUCUAAAUUCCCUCUUGUGUCAUCACAUGAAAACAUUUAAGGAAAUCAGAGACUCAUUGAAGUUGUGUCUGCUCUCAUUGUGUUUAGGUCUUCACAGAGAAACUAAGAAUAAACUACACUGAUGUUACAUACUG
Molecule: messenger RNA, 1554 nt
Organism: Epinephelus lanceolatus (giant grouper)
Lineage: Eukaryota; Metazoa; Chordata; Actinopteri; Perciformes; Serranidae
Source: RefSeq, a predicted model, not a curated record